This is a messenger RNA of Cricetulus griseus (Chinese hamster), 3416 nucleotides long. The record is from RefSeq and is a predicted model, not a curated record. Lineage: Eukaryota; Metazoa; Chordata; Mammalia; Rodentia; Cricetidae.
UGGGUGCUGCGUGACUGUGUUGGCUCUCAGCGGUAGUUCCCCUCCCUUUCCUAAAUUUAAUUUCAUUUUUCCCCCUUGGUGCAAGCUGUGUAAAAAGGCAGCUAUGGGCCUGGGUUAUAGCGGAUUCCAAGCUUCAGAUUCCCAAGGUCCUUCUUUUGGGCGAAGGAAUUAAAACAGAGCCCCAGUCCGCGUUCCCGAUGUGAAAGACCAGAGAGGGAAGAAGGGCACUGUGUGACUCUGGCUGGGGGACCCCGGACGGGAGGAGCGGGUGCGAAAGGGGGAUCUUUGUGAGUGAUUUUGCAAAAACAGAUUGCGAGGUUGGUUGGAUUUGCAACCUGUGGCUCUCCUCGAGGGAGUAGGAAUGGGGAAAAGCGGCGGCGGCGGCCCGGAGAGGGAGUGGGUUGGGAGUUGGAACCUAGGAAAUCGGCUGCCUGGGGGGCAGCGGGAGCUAGAGGCCAACCCUGCCGGAAACAGUGAACGUUAAAUGUCUUGAGAACUGUGGGUUGCGUUGCCUUUAUAAUACCGUGUUAUUGGAACCCUGGCGAAAAUGGAACUAGUGUUGCAAAAAGGAGUUUUAAAACUCUUCCAUGAAAAAAAAAAACCACCACCAAUCAACAUUUUUUUUUAAAAAAGAGUAAAAUAAAUAACCUCUGUGUUGUGCUCUUUCCCGUAGAGAGAGAUUUAGUUUUGGUGCUAGGGAUAGUGAGAAAUUACCUCAAACCCGGGGCUGGACUUCUGGAGCUGUUACAAGCCGUAGAGACAAGCAUCGCACCCCAACCCCCUAAAAAAGUGAUAUUUUCUUUGUCUUUUUUUUUUUUUUUUACAAACAUUGUACAGUUCCCAGGAGGAAAAUAUUGCUAUGCCAGUGGAUGCAUUACUAUCCCCCCCCCAAAAAAAAAGAAAGAAAAGAGAGGGGGAGGGGUAGGAGUAAGGGAUCCUCGGAGAGGGCUGUUUAGAAAUACAGUUUGUGGCUCUGAGCUAUGCCGCUGGCUUCCUCUGCAGUUCGCUGGUUUCCCUUUUUCUUUGCGAGGUGUUGUGUGUGGUUUUAAUAAAUAGCUUGAAAAUCGGGGAGGGGGCAGUCCGACCCACCCGGAGACAGGAAUCUGUUUCGCUCACUAUUUACUAUCAAGAGCCUUUGGCACUUGAGCAGGACCUCGUAAAUCUGCAGCCCAAGUUGAAGUUCAUCUGGCCCCAGUCCACACGCUGUUCCUGGAGGUAGCAAACAUGAGCUCAAAAGAGUGAGUUUUAAAGCAAAAUUUUGGACUGUGAAGCAAGGCAUUGGCGAAGACAAAAUGGCCUCACCGGCUGACAGCUGUAUCCAGUUCACCCGCCAUGCCAGUGAUGUUCUUCUUAACCUUAAUCGCCUCCGGAGUCGGGACAUCUUGACUGACGUUGUCAUUGUGGUUAGUCGUGAGCAGUUCAGAGCCCAUAAAACAGUUCUCAUGGCCUGCAGUGGCCUGUUCUAUAGCAUCUUCACUGACCAGUUGAAAUGCAACCUUAAUGUAAUCAAUCUGGAUCCUGAGAUCAACCCUGAGGGGUUUUGCAUCCUCUUAGACUUCAUGUACACAUCUAGGCUCAACCUACGGGAAGGCAACAUCAUGGCUGUGAUGGCUACCGCCAUGUACCUGCAGAUGGAGCAUGUAGUGGACACUUGCAGGAAGUUCAUCAAGGCCAGUGAAGCAGAAAUGGUCCCUGCACUUAAACCACCCAGAGAAGAGUUCCUGAACAGCCGGAUGCUGAUGCCCCAUGACAUCAUGGGCUAUAGAGGUCGUGAGGUUGUGGAGAACAACCUGCCACUGAGAAAUACUCCGGGUUGUGAGAGCAGAGCCUUUGCCCCUAGCCUGUACAGUGGCCUGUCGACACCACCAGCCUCAUAUCCUAUGUACAGCCAUCUCCCGCUCAGUAGCUUCCUUUUCGCUGAUGAGGAGCCACGAGAUGCCCAUGCCCGCAUGCCUGUGGCUAACCCCUUUCCCAAGGAACGGACCCUCUCCUGCGACAGUGCCAGGCCAGUCCCCAGUGAGUACAGCAGGCCAGCCAUGGAGGUGUCCCUCAGCUUGUGCCACAGCAACAUCUACUUGCCCAAAGAGGCGGUUCCAGAGGACACACGGAGUGACAUGCACUUCAGUGUGACUGAGGGCCCCAAGCCUGCUGCCCCUUCUGCCCGGAAUGCCCCAUACUUCCCCUGUGACAAGGCUAGCAAAGAGGAGAGACCGUCUUCAGAGGAUGAAAUCGCCCUGCAUUUCGAGCCCCCCAAUGCACCCUUGAACCGGAAGGGUCUGGUUAGUCCCCAGAGUCCCCAGAAAUCCGACUGCCAGCCCAACUCACCCACAGAAUCCUGCAGUAGCAAGAACGCCUGCAUCCUUCAGGCCUCUGGCUCCCCUCCAGCCAAGAGCCCCACUGACCCGAAAGCCUGCAACUGGAAGAAGUAUAAGUUCAUUGUGCUCAACAGCCUCAACCAGAAUGCCAAACCAGAGGGCUCGGAGCAGACAGAGCUGGGCCGCCUCUCCCCUCGCGCCUACCCUGUCCAGCCUGCCGGGCAGCCACCUCUGGAGCCUGAUAACCUUGGUCUCCAGAUCCCAACUAAGCUCAGUGCCAGUGGGGAGGACUCUACCAUCCCUCAAGCCAGCCGGCUCAAUAACAUCGUUAACAGGUCCCUGACAGGCUCUCCUAGAAGCAGCAGUGAGAGCCACUCGCCGCUUUAUAUGCACCCCCCAAAGUGCACAUCCUGUGACUCUCAGUCCCCACAGCAUACAGAGAUGUGCCUCCACACUGCUGGCCCCACGUUCCCAGAGGAAAUGGGAGAGACUCAGUCAGAGUACUCGGAUUCUAGCUGUGAGAAUGGGGCCUUCUUCUGCAAUGAAUGUGACUGUCGCUUCUCUGAAGAGGCCUCGCUCAAGAGGCACACACUGCAGACGCACAGCGAUAAACCGUACAAGUGUGACCGCUGCCAGGCCUCCUUCCGCUACAAAGGCAACCUUGCCAGCCACAAGACCGUCCACACGGGUGAGAAACCCUAUCGCUGUAACAUCUGUGGAGCGCAGUUCAAUAGGCCGGCCAACCUGAAGACCCACACUCGAAUUCACUCUGGAGAAAAGCCCUACAAAUGUGAAACCUGUGGGGCCAGAUUUGUGCAGGUGGCCCACCUUCGCGCCCAUGUGCUCAUCCAUACUGGAGAGAAGCCGUAUCCCUGUGAAAUCUGUGGCACCCGCUUCAGGCACCUUCAGACUCUAAAGAGCCACCUGCGCAUUCACACAGGAGAGAAACCUUACCAUUGUGAGAAGUGUAACCUACAUUUUCGUCACAAAAGCCAACUGCGACUUCACUUGCGCCAGAAGCACGGCGCCAUCACCAACACCAAGGUACAAUACCGCGUGUCGGCUGCUGACCUGCCUCCGGAGCUUCCCAAAGCCUGCUGA